AACCGCUUCCUCCUCCUCCUCCUCCGACGCGCUCUUCUUCCCAGAGAUUUGUCGCCGCCGCCGCCGCCUCGGAGGCGCGCGAGGGAGUGAGGAGGGGGCGCCUCGGCAGGAGACGUGCCGCGCUGCGAGUCUUUCCGGAUUCCCCAAGAUGUCGGUGGCGUUCGCGGCCCCUCGGCAGAGGGGGAAGGGCGAGAUAACGCCGGCUGCCAUCCAGAAGAUGUUGGAUGAAAACAAUCACCUUAUUCAAUGUAUAAUGGACUACCAGAACAAAGGCAAGACUACAGAAUGCUCCCAGUAUCAACAGUUGUUGCAUACAAACUUGGUCUACCUAGCUACGAUAGCAGACUCCAAUCAAAAUAUGCAAUCUAUACUGCCACCGACACAGGGUACAGCAGUGUCAGCUCGCACUAUCCAUCGCCAUGUGAAUGAAAAAGGACACUAUGGACCUAACCACAUGUCGAUGCAGGGACCUGGACCUGGACCGAACCAGCUCAACAUGACAAACAGCUCUAUGAACAUCCCUGCAAGUAGUCAUGGGUCUAUGGGAGGUUAUAAUCAUUCAGUACCAUCUUCUCAAAGUAUGCCUGGACAGAAUCAGAUGACAAUGAGCCAAGGACAACCUAUGGCCAGCUAUGGUCCCAGGCCAAAUAUAAGCAUGCCACCAAACCAAGGCCCAAUGAUGCACCAGCAGCCACCUUCUCAGCAGUACAGUAUGCCCCAGGGAGGUGGACAGCAUUAUCAGGGACAGCAGCCACCAAUGGGAAUGAUGGGUCAAGUUAACCAAGGAAACCAUAUGAUGGGACAGAGGCAGAUUCCACCAUAUAGACCACCACAGCAAGGCCCACCACAGCAGUACUCAGGCCAGGAAGACUAUUAUGGGGACCAAUACAGUCAUGGUGGACAAGGUCCUCCAGAAGGCAUGAACCAGCAAUAUUACCCUGAUGGUCAUAGUGAUUACGGUUAUCAGCAACCGUCGUAUCCUGAACAAGGCUACGAUAGGCCUUAUGAGGAUUCCUCCCAACAUUACUACGAAGGAGGAAAUUCACAGUAUGCCCAACAACAAGAAGCAUAUCAAGCACCACUCAGCAGCAAGGAUAUCAACAGCAACCAUACCCAGGCCAGCAAGGUUACCCUGGACAGCAGCAAGGUUAUGGUCCUUCACAAAGUGCCCCGGGACCUCAAUAUUCCAAUUAUCCUCAAGGGCAAGGUCAGCAGUAUGGAGGAUAUCGGCCUACACAGCCUGGACCCCCACAGCCGCCACAGCAGAGGCCUUAUGGAUAUGACCAGGGGCAAUAUGGAAACUAUCAGCAAUGACAAUAAUUUCAGUACAAUAGCAAAUGUGUUUGCAGCCAUAAUGUUUCUCCAGCAUUGUGGACAUCUCUUUUUGAAGAUAAAGCUUCAAUUCAGUAGUUUGGGAAGCAAAAAGCCAGCAACCCCACAUUGUUGAUAAAUGGCUGCUUUGCAGGUGUUGCCUUCCUGGGCUAGUUAUAAACAAAAAUGAUAGUAUUUCUAAAAAAUUUUGCAUCUGUACUCUAGAUGGCAAUAUUGGACAGAAAAUGUAUUCUCAAACAGUUUUGCUGUGAGCUUAGAACUGUACAUCAAACUAACUGUUACAGACUGAAAUGUGUGAACAGCAUUGUAUGUUUAUGAAGGUUAAGGGAAUUUAAUAUUUUUCCACAGGUUCUUUUGUAAGGGGAUGGGGAAAAUUUUUACAGCAGCAAUAUUUUAUAUAUUAUGUUUUUCAUGUGGAAUAUGCAAGGCAGUACACUACAUACUGGUAAAGGUCAGAAACCCAUAUAGAUAGGGGAUAUAGAUUGGGACAUGAUUAAUUCUUCAUUGUGUUGCUCUAAGUGUAUUACAUGAGAAGGACAGUUGUAUCUCUGUACAUUUGCUGCAGACCCUUGUAAGAAGAAUUAUAUCCCAGCUAUUUGAAUCAUGCACAAUAAAGGCAUAGUCAUGUAUAAAGAAUUAAUUUUGAAAUAUAUUGUGUGAAGCUCUUUUUUAAAAAUGGUUUCUAGCAGUGGAAAUUUUCUGUAUUAUUUUUAAUAGGAAUUGAAUUGAAUUUGUAAUGGUCUUAUUAGCUUCACAUAGAACAAACUAUGAUCUUUUUCUGAUUUCAGUAACAAGAAAUUUGAAGAAAGUGUCCAUUUAACAUGACUUAACUAUACAAAGUGUUUCAAAACAGAUUAUAAAUAGGCUGAUGUGUGUUUUAUUUCACAUGUAUUUAACUUUUAGUAGCCCAAUUUCUAUGUAACUAAAAUAGUAUAGAAGUUUUGUACAAUUCUUGUCUAAACUUUGAGAGUUCAUAUCUUUAAGAAGGAAGGCAUUUGUUGUUUAUAUCCAUGUUUGUACUGGUAAAUAUGAGACCAAGAGCAAGUUAUAGUGAGAUUUUUUAAAAAAAUGUCAGAUUCUGUUGUGAACUGUAUUAAUGCUUAUGACAUUGCAUGUGAGGUAGCCACUACCUGGAUCAACAUUGGAGCCAACACAGAAGACACACACUUUCAAAGACUGUCCUGAUGUUAAUGUUUCAGGUGCAAUCUUGAAUAUGUGUUGCUCUGGAAUACAUGCAUUUAGAGUAUCUUGGCAUCUAAGAACAGUCCAGGAGUUACAUAUAUUCAUUAUAUAUUAUGUGUUUUAAAAGGGAGACAGCGAAACUCAGUGAGACGUAAAAAGUCACAUUCCUCCAUAAUAAUAAAUAGAAAACAAAUUUCUUUACAUUGGUUGCAUAUUAAAAUCAAAUCUUGAAUUGAAAGUGAAAGGAAUAUCGGUAUGAAUGAGAUUCUUUUUGGUUCUGUGCCAAUUCACCACCACUGUGUACUUCAUUGCUAUUUAAAAGUGUAUUCCAUCAACUCUAGCAGACAAAUAAAUUAUUUGUGGUCUUAAU
Molecule: messenger RNA, 2884 nt
Organism: Pogona vitticeps (central bearded dragon)
Lineage: Eukaryota; Metazoa; Chordata; Lepidosauria; Squamata; Agamidae
Source: RefSeq, a predicted model, not a curated record